AUGCUGCAAAGCUGGACAGAAGAGGCAACCAACAGUAAGGGCGGAGGGAUCUCCAAAUGUCCUCAGCAGGCUAGUUAUGAGGACUACUCUGUUAUCUCCCUUUGCAUCGCCAUCUUGCCAUUUGUGCCAAGCACUUUUCUUGAAACAUUUCGCAAAUAUACGCUAUUUUUCUCUCUUUCUUUUUCUUCUUUCUUUCUUUCUUUCUUUUUUCAUUUCCUUCACACCUUCUUUAUUUAUUUAUUUCUCAACAACCUGUUUUAUUUUUUUGCAUUUCUUCUUUCUUUCUUUCCAACUUUUUCUUUCCUUCUUUCUUUCAUUGUUUCUUUCUUUCAUUCUUUUCACCAUAUUCUUUUUUCUUUCCUUCUUUCUUUCUUUCAUUCUUUCUUUCUUACUUACUUUCUUUUUUUCAUUUCCUUCCCACCUUCUUUAUUUAUUUCUCAACAACCUGUUUUAUUUUUGUGCAUUUCUUUCUUUCUUUCUUUCUUUCUUUCUUUCUUUCUUUCUUUCUUUCUUUCUUUCUUUCCACCUUUUUCCUUUCCCUCUUUCUUUCAUUGCUUCUUUCUUUCAUUGCUUCUUUAUUUCAUUCCUUUCACCAUUUUCUUUCUUUCUUUCUUUCUUUCUUUCUUUCUUUCUUUCUUUCUUUCUUUCUUUCUUUCUUUCUUUCUCAGCAACCAGUUCUAA
This is a messenger RNA of Acanthosepion pharaonis, 681 nucleotides long. NCBI's taxonomy places the organism in Eukaryota, Metazoa, Mollusca, Cephalopoda, Sepiida, Sepiidae. The record is from the annotation of a GenBank genome assembly.